This is a messenger RNA of Gossypium arboreum, 4904 nucleotides long. RefSeq names its product protein-tyrosine-phosphatase MKP1-like. The transcript is spliced from 4 exons. The record is from RefSeq and is a predicted model, not a curated record. Bases 475 to 2991 code for a protein of 838 amino acids. Gene Ontology annotation, biological process: protein dephosphorylation. NCBI's taxonomy places the organism in Eukaryota, Viridiplantae, Streptophyta, Magnoliopsida, Malvales, Malvaceae. Gene Ontology annotation, molecular function: protein tyrosine/serine/threonine phosphatase activity.
UCCUUUCAUUUCCCCUUCUUUUUAUUCGUUUUUAUUUUUUACUUUAUUUUCCCCCUCUUUCUCUCUCUCUCUCUUUCUCUUCCUCUUCAGUUUCACUCUUCCCAUGGCUUCUUUCUCUUCCUUUCCUUUCCCUUGACUUGUUCCUCAUGGCUGAUCUGACAUGGGUUUUCGAUUUUAUCAUGUCCACUCGUAAUUUCAAGUGAGAUUUUUUUAUUCCCAACUUGUAUCUUUUUUUAAUGGUUCUAGGUUUUGUCUGAAGAUUUCAAGUGAGGGUAUUGAAAAUAGGUAUGGUGAAAACGUUGAAACUAGUGGGAAGUUAGAGUUUUUGUUAGGUUUUUAGAUUUUGGUUAUAUUUGUUUUAUGGUUUUAUGAAGGUAUUUGUAAUGUUGGAAUCAUGGUGAAUAGGUAGUAGGGUUUAGUUGGUUCUUUGUGUUUAUUUUUCAAGUUUAGCUAAGGUGAUAUUGUGAAGUGGGAAUGGUGGGCAAAGAGGAUGCUCCUGUUAAUCCUACUCCUACGGCUCCAUCAUGUCAACUUUCUGGCUCUCGGAAAAUGUUUUGGCGUUCGGCUUCGUGGUCCUCAUCCAGAACCAGUCUUCAAAUUCCUGAAACUGAUAAAGAUAUAGGAGCAGAUACUAAUGUUAUCAAUGGUACUAAUGAUGGACAAGCUCGUCGGUAUCCUCCUCCUCCUCCCUUAACCCCACGUUCGCAACAGAAUUCUAAGGCCAGGUUGUGUUUGCCACCUCUGCAGCCGUUGUCAAUUGCACGGAGAAGUUUGGAUGAGUGGCCGAAGGCUGGUUCUGAUGAUCUUGGUGAGUGGCCACAGCCACCCACACCAAGUGGGAACAAGAGUGGUGAGAGGUUGAAGCUUGACUUAUCAUCGAUUCAGCGGAGUAAUGAUAAGAAUGGCGGGCUUAUGAAAAGGGAAAAGAUUGCUUUCUUUGAUAAAGAAUGCUCAAAAGUGGCUGAACAUAUUUAUCUUGGUGGAGAUGCCGUUGCAAAGGAUAGGGAAAUAUUAAAACAGAAUGGGAUUACUCAUGUUUUGAACUGUGUGGGAUUUGUUUGUCCUGAGUAUUUCAAGGCCGACUUUGUGUACAGAACUCUGUGGUUGCAAGAUAGUCCAUCAGAGGAUAUUACUAGCAUACUUUAUGAUGUUUUUGAUUAUUUUGAGCAUGUUAGGGAACAAAGUGGAAGAGUUUUUGUUCAUUGUUGCCAGGGGGUAUCAAGGUCCACAUCACUGGUGAUAGCGUAUCUUAUGUGGAGAGAGGGACAGAGUUUUGAUGAUGCCUUUCAGUAUGUGAAGGCUGCAAGAGGAAUUGCAGAUCCAAAUAUGGGUUUUGCUUGCCAGUUGUUACAGUGUCAAAAAAGGGUUCAUGCUUUCCCGUUGAGCCCUAGUUCCUUACUGAGGAUGUAUAGAAUUGCGCCUCAUUCACCUUAUGAUCCUUUGCAUCUAGUCCCUAAAAUGCUGAAUGAUCCAUCCCCUUCUGUACUGGAUUCUAGAGGUGCAUUUAUUGUUCAGAUACCUUCUGCAGUAUAUAUUUGGAUUGGUAAAAACUGUGAAUCUAUAAUGGAAAGGGAUGCACGAGGAUCUGUAUGUCAGAUUGUUCGGUAUGAGAAAGUGCAGGGGCCUUUAAUGAUGAUAAAGGAAGGAGAGGAACCAAUCAAUUUUUGGAACUCCUUUUCAAAUAAUUUACCUUUGAUGGACAAAUCUGGAAAUAUAGUUGGGGUGGGGGAGUCAGCAGUUAAGAUUUGCCCUGGUAAGAGGAAAGUGGAUUCUUAUAAUGUUGAUUUUGAGGUUUUCGAGAAGGCUAUAAAGGGAGGUAUUGUUCCUCCAUUUGCUUCAUCGGAGAAUGAACAUGAAACCCACCUUCCUGCCAGAGAAAGCAGUUGGAGCAUGCUUAGAUGUAAGUUUGCCUCUGUCAUAAUGAAGGACUUUGUCUCUGCACCAAAGAUAUUGCUAUCCAGGAUUUAUUCAGAUUCCAUGAUGAUAGUUCGUUCAUCAUCACCAUCGUCAACAUCGUCCUCUUCGUCUUCCUCCCCUCUGUAUCCCUCUCCUGAUUCCAGUAGUUGUUCAACCUACUUUUCAGAGUCCUCUCUGGAUUCACCUUCAGCUGUUUCAAAUUCUUCUCAAGUUUCAUCACCUUUGCAUGGUUUUUCCGAAUUGUCUUAUGUUUCAUCACAAACUUCUUCACACCCCACGUCUAAUAGCUCAGGGUUUGUCAGUGUCAGUCUCACUUCUCAACCUCAGGCUGCAUCUUCGCCCCUAAAAAAGGUUUCAACAUUCCUUGCAGAAAGGCGAGGCAGUUUAUCAAAGUCUCUCAAGCUGCCAGUGCCGAGUGAUAAUGUACGAGAAACAAGUGAUCGGUCAUCUUUUCUUGUCAAGAAAGUCAGGGACAGGAGAAAUGACAAUACUAGUUCAUCUUGUGAGUCUGAUAUUGAAAUUGUCUUUGAUUCCAAGCAUGGUGUGGGAAAUGGAGGGGAUGUUGUGAUUGAAGGCUCCAAUUUGAAGAUAUCUCCAUGUAGAAUAGCUAAUAUUGAUCCACAUGAUAAGAGAUCUACUUUUGUUAGUACAUAUGAACCUCAAAAAAUUCAUUCUCCCCAGGAUGGUUUUGUUUUAAUGGAGGAAAGUUUUCCAGCAUGUCCUGGUGUAAUUCAACCUUUAGUAUGGCGCUGGCCCAGUAUAGACAAGAUGACAAAAUUUAAUAGAAGUGAUCUAGAUUCAAAAUCUGCUUUUGCAAUUUUUUCUCCAGCUACAGCUGUAGGCAAAAAUGAAGAUAGGAUUCUGUACUUUUGGAUAGGGAAGUUUUAUCAUCAUGAAAAAAGCUUGAUUCAGUUAGAUAGCAGGCAGGUGCUAAGGGAUAGAGAUGAUAUUGACUGGAACCAAGUUGGUUAUGAUGUUCUAACUCAAGUGGGUCUGCCAGAGGACAUCCUUGUGAAGAUUGUCAAAGAAGAUGAAGAACCAACAGAAUUUCUUGAGUUGCUGAGGACAUUUUAGCUCUGCUGCAAUUAAGGAGAAACCUACAAGCCAAUAGAUUUUAUAAAUCAUCUUCCCGUUUCUUCAAAUGGCUUAAUUUUGCUCUGGAAUUUCAGGCAUCAAGCCUAGUUCCCAUGGCAAAACCAAUGUGGUAACAGCUCUUUGGAAGGAUCCUGUGGCAAUUCACCCUGGUUGUACAGCAUCGUUAACACCGCCAUAACUGUUAGUCAUUUGUUUCACAGACUGUUAUUGUAUAUUAAGUGUUGGUAGAAUCAUUUGUUCCAGACAAAAUAGAUAGCCUGUAAUUUCCCAUCUUUUGGGCUACUUUAUGUCUUCCAGUUCGCACAAACUGUUCAAUUCACUACUUUCUGCAUAGGCAGGUUUUAACAGUCAUUUUUCUCUAAAUGCAAAUGCUGGAUUCAGAUCUUAUCUCUCUCUUUCUUUGUUUUGCUUAUAUAAGAUAUAUUGUUCUGCCAUUUUAUGGGCUUGAAAUUUGCCCAUCAGUUCAAGAAUUGAACAUGUUCAAGGUUUUAUGGAUCAAGAAACACAAUCUCUCAAGUAUGGAUAAACUACUUGAAAGUAAGAGUUCUCUUUAGUGAAUGUUCAUUUUGUCCUUUUCAAAUGCCCUUCUAGGAUGACCCGUACUUAAAAAGCCCUUUAUACAAGGAAGCACUAACAGGGUUGGGCAUUCAAUGGAAUUCCCGUUGGCUACUGUAUUCGUGGCAUCCACCACCACCACCACCACCACCAUGAGUUUGAAGCUUCUAGUAGAUGCUAAAGGGAGGAGGGUUCUGUAUGCCAAAGCUACUAUUGUAAGGUUGGCUUGCAUUAAAAGACAUGGUUGAAUGGCUUGCAAAGCUUUAUGAGAGCUGAAAAUUUGAGUGAUACUUGCAUUCAGCCAGCAAUAAACAAGGAUACAUUGUUGAAACAUCUAAAUCUUCAGGCAUACAAAUACAAUCAUCGGCAACACAUAUUAUACUGGUGUUUGAAUGCUCGUAGAGACAUUUGUCGAUUUUAUUAUGAAAGUGAUCUGGCACAUAGUUGCCCUUCUUGCUCUAAUGACAUGAACGACCCUGCAACAUUUGUAAUCCCCCUUCAAGUAAGCUCCCAACUUCAUCUGGUGCAAAAGAGGGUGGCUACGUGAAAGGGCUUGUUAUUUAUAAAGAGAAAGUGGUUACUGUAGGGCAUUAAUGAGAGGAGCAGCAUGAUCCCAUUUGUUUAUAAGUUGCUGUAAGAAACACAGGUUUCAUGGCACUGGUCUGGUUUUUGUUUCAGGGUCUGGAGUUAAUCAAGGCAUCGCCUACAGUCCAAGCCUCUGCCAGCUGAUGUAUUGUUUAAUUGAUUUCAUAUUUUAGAUGUCUCUUGAACUGUUUUGAACUCAAAUGGUUCCUGUUAUUAUGUUGCUUUGAACGAAAAGGCAAACAAGGUUUUCGAAAACCAUUUUCAUUAUAUAAAUUCGGCCACGGAAAUGAUAAUUUCGGGAAGAAAUACUUCAACGAGGGAGAAAUUCAUUGUGUAGAGUUUAGAGGGUACUGUGUUUUAUGAAGAUAACGCAUGAAAAAUAAGGGGAAAUGAGGUUGGUGAAGUGUGUGAAUUGGCAGAAGAACCGUAGAAGCUAGAGAUGAGUAGACUCCCACAUGAGUAAGAAACAUAAAGCAGCGCCCAACAGAUUAAUAUAAAUAAAAGCGCAGGCGAAGGAUAAAAGUACGGAGCCGUGCGGUGAGUACAGAGCGAACUAUUCUUUCGCCUUUUACUAAAGAAUACCGUGUGCUCGCCGCCCAAAGCGGUAUACGCCAGUUUUUGGAAGGUUGGUCCUUUUUUGGAACGCCUCACUAAUUUCUAGUCUUGAAACAUUAUUUAUUUAUUUAUUUAUUGUAUUUAUGAAAUUUUCUCUUGGACGAAAUAUUUGAAACUUUGAAUUUUGUGUGUUUUAA